Molecule: messenger RNA, 489 nt
Organism: Tremella mesenterica DSM 1558
Lineage: Eukaryota; Fungi; Basidiomycota; Tremellomycetes; Tremellales; Tremellaceae
Exons: 3
Coding region: 1-489 (162 amino acids)
Source: RefSeq, a predicted model, not a curated record
AUGUAUUAUGUAGGAAGGGGGAGGGGUCUGUUGCGUAGGAUGGCUCGGGUGAAUAGAUCUGCUGCCUUGCUUGAUAUCGUUCUCGAUUACGCUGUAAACAUGUACGGCACGUCCGGUGUCUAUGUCCAUUCGGGUCCAUAUCAUAACAGCUGUUGUCCUGCCAGUGACGACAAUGGGUGCAUUUUGAACGGUUGGCAUUGGGUCUCACACGCACUUGGGGAGGAGGGACAGGCUGGGGAGGUGCUGGAGGAGGGGUCACAAAGCGUUGGGGAGGUCUGCGGGAACGUGGUGGUCGUUGUGGAGGUAGUGAACUGGGACGCAGAGGUGUGGGUGAAGGGGGUGUGGGUGGGCGAGUCCGCGGACGAGCAGCAGCUCGGGAAGAUUGAGGGGGGGUUUGUUGCGGCAGAAACAGCAUGUCUUCAGGACUUGACCAGCGGUUGGGCCUGUGGUACUCUUGAGAAAGUGUUGGAUGGACAGGUCGUCAGGUGA